CAUUUCCUUCGUAAGGCAUUCUUCGUCCACGUCAGUCGUUUGCGACCUAACGAAAAAGAGGCAACCUAAGCAGAGCCUCAUCUCAUUUAACUUGUGGAUUUUAGGCCCAGAUCAAGAUAAGCUCGCAGAUCCUCAAUUUAAUACUCAUUCUCCAACGAUUCUCAAUUAUUGUCAGAAAUUCCACUCGAUCUCUCCCUCAUCUUAACUUGCCUUUGACGUGAUUGGCCUAGUCACCAUGGUGUCGACACCCCCGCCAUCAGAUGACGUAGAGGGUCAUCCCCCAGAAGAGAGUCCACAUGACGAAGAGGAAAAGAGUAGCUCUCCAAGCAAGAAAGAAGCCAAGCAACCCAAAACAUCAAAUCGCGGACAUAAAAUUCGACAUAAACAGCCUGCGCACUAUCGAACACAUACCAACGACUUCCCUUCACAAGCCCCGGGCGAUCCGGUAAUGAGGCAGGCCAUGCGCUACGGCGUCGACCCCAACACAUUUCCUCCUCCGCCGCCGGGUGCGUAUCAAGCGAACACGAACCCAUCUUACUAUCCAUCACCAAACGUCCCGGCGCCGGCUGGUUAUCCCAGUCCAUAUACAUAUCCUGGAGACGGAGGGUAUUUCUCUGUCCCGCGAGCAAGUGUUCGGAACCCCCAGUACUUUACUCCGCCUGGAUACGAUGUGCCACCGUCAGGAUACUCUGACCCAGGAUACGGUCCCGCCGAUUCUUACGGGUAUGAGGAGGAAGUCCCACCAUACCCUGAGUACCCAACGCGGAAUCCGAAAAGAACUCCAGCACGACCUCAACCUUCCCGACAACCGAAGCCACAGACUGAACCCAAUCUGAGUCGUCUUCGAAGGGAAGGGUCACAUCAAAGACCUCGGCAGAGGCGACCGUCUAUACCUACACGGGAGAGAGCCUCGUCAGAAGAUGGCAUAACCAUGCAAGAUAUCAUGGCCGAACUCAGAAACCUUCAACGUCAAGUAUACCAGGCUGAGAUCCAAUCAGACCCAGGCAGGAUCCAAGGCCGUCCACGGCGAAGUCCAUCGGUCACGAGCCAGUAUACCAGCGAUGACACAAGAUCUCUUAACAUAGAGAGAGAAAGAUCUCGUCAGCUCACAAGCAUCAUCUACCGGCUGCUUGAAGAUAGACAAAGACCGGAAUACCAAGACUCAUUAGGGCUGUCAUCAAGGCAGACAAUGAUGGAUCUUCUUCAGGGGAGGGUAAGGGAACAUGAUGGAGAAACGGCAUUGGUUAGCCAGCAAGACGCACAGGAGAUCAGGUCAAAGCUCGAUACUAUAUUGGAGUAUCUUCAGCUUGAAGGCGGAUUGGAAGACGAGCCGGCAUCGCAGCGACUACGCGAGGGCUACGAAAGCAGGCCACAACACUUGGUCCUGAGGGGUCAGCCUUCUGUCGCUUCGGGGUCCUCAGUACACGCACCACCAUCGCCGACCUUGAGUCGAGCAAUGCCACGUCGUCGCCAGACUCUUUCAUCUGUCAUCAGACCUCCACAAGAUGCGCAGCCAUCUAACCAAGGACGCACCCGACAGGUUCCAACCAGGCUGCCUGAACCAGAUGAUGACGACGAGAUUUACGAAGACUUCAGACGUGCGUUAAGACCUCCACGUACAAGAGUCAGCUCAACACAGAGUGUUGCAUCGCAGGAUAGGAGAAGGGUUCAACCAUCCGUUGUCCAAAGGAGCGACGCUCGGCCACCGGAAAGAAAGAUCGUAGAAGGAGAUCAACAGAAAGUCAGGCCAGGUCGGUUUGCGUAUGUCCAAACGGAAGAUGAACAGGAUGAAGAACCUGCUAGGGCACCUGUGCCGCCGUACCCGGUGCCUGAUCCACCUGGACAGUCGAGGCGGAGGAAAUCUGUAAGAUCUGUAAGAUUCGAUUGAUGAUAGUGUUCUUUUGUAACGAGUGGAUUAUUUACGUACUGGAAAAGGCGCGGGGCAGUAUUGGAUGCAAAAUGGGAGAUGAAACGGCAUGGGAAAAGGAAGAAUAGCGAUGUAAGACCAUAAUGCCUACUACCGCUCUGACAUACUUGGCGAAGACAAGGCUGAUAUAUACUAUUGAACCAUGAACUAGAAUAAUUUGGUUUCAACGCGUAACAAGGUUGAUGGAGGCUACUCUACCAUUCAGUGGA
Molecule: messenger RNA, 2136 nt
Organism: Fusarium oxysporum Fo47
Lineage: Eukaryota; Fungi; Ascomycota; Sordariomycetes; Hypocreales; Nectriaceae
Exons: 1
Coding region: 236-1888 (550 amino acids)
Source: RefSeq, a predicted model, not a curated record